Messenger RNA from Branchiostoma floridae (Florida lancelet), 904 nucleotides. Its product is annotated as nicotinamide N-methyltransferase-like. Gene Ontology annotation, cellular component: cytosol. NCBI's taxonomy places the organism in Eukaryota, Metazoa, Chordata, Leptocardii, Amphioxiformes, Branchiostomatidae. Bases 1 to 807 code for a protein of 268 amino acids. The record is from RefSeq and is a predicted model, not a curated record. Gene Ontology annotation, molecular function: N-methyltransferase activity. The transcript is spliced from 5 exons.
AUGUCUAACCUUCAUCGAAAUGUCCAGGAAACAUCGUCUUACGACAAGUUCAACGCGAAGAGCUACUUGAAGAAAAAUUACCCCAUGGGGCCUGACGGGAUACCUGCGUCUCACGAGGACUGGAUGCCGUGGCUACUCAACAACCUGAAGGACACCUUCGCGGGGGGUCAGCUGUCUGGAGAGCGGCUGUUGGAUGUGGGGACCGGACCUGCUAUCCACAACCUGAUCUCUGCUGCCCGCUACUUUCCCAACAUCACAUGUGCGGAGUACUGUCAGGAAAACAGAGAAGAAGUUGAGAAGUGGGUUCGCGGAGAGGAAGACGCGUUCGACUGGGCCCCUUUCAUCAAAUAUGUGUGUGGACUGGAGGGGCAGCGUGACUGGGAGGCCCGCCAGGUGUCGCUGCGUGACGCCAUCCAGCAGGUGGUGUUCUGUGACGUCAGGGAUGAGAACCUGCUCGCCUCCUUGAACGGCGGACCGUAUGAUGUCGUCAGCAGCGUCUUCACUUUGUGUGGAGUAGCGAAAGACAAGGCUGAUUUUGACGGGAUCGUGUCCAACGUAAGCCAUCUCGUGAAGCCAGGCGGGACGCUGAUCCUAGUCUGUGACCUGGAGGCCACUCACUACUCUGACGGCAAGGCGUCCUUCCCGCACACUUACCUAGAAGCCUCUUACAUUCGGCAGGCAGUCAGAAACAGCGGAUUCACGGAUGUGAAAGACGAUGUGUUGCUCUUUAAGAGUAUCGAGGGCUUAAACUGGGACGGCACGAGUUAUAUAUACCUCACUGCACGCAAGUCAUUAGAUACCGCAUAGUAACAUACUAGUAGUCAGUCCUGGGUCCUUUGCUAGCUGCAAACACAGUAGACGUGUACCAAGUCGAUAAAUGAUAAUAAACUAUUGCAAAUUGAAA